UACGAUUUGGAAUUCAUUUGUGACUUCAAAUACAAAACAAACAAAAACAUUUUCGUGCAAUUGUUUUGAAGAAGGAAUACACUUGUGUGUAUGCGUGUGUUAUUGAAUUGAAUCGAAAUUUCAUUCCCUGAGUAAAAGAAAAUACCCAUUCGCACUGAAACUUGCCCGUAAAAAAACGUGAUAUAUUAGAAAUAACUCGUAGAAUAAAAAAAUAAGUUUGGACAAGAUUCGAAAGUAUACGAAAGAAAAGCAUUCAUUUUAUGAAAUUUAUUGACGCGUACGCUUCGACCAAAAAUCAUAAACAAUACAAAUUAUUUGAAAACAAAUACAAAUCACAUUUUCUAACUCACACAAAAUGAAUGAUCACGAUGAAUUGUGUCCGCCACCCUCAGCUGAUGAUGAUGAUUUAACCCUGCCGCGAGCCAGCAUCAAUAAAAUGAUUAAGGAAUUGGUGCCGUCAAUACGAGUGGCCAAUGAAAGUCGUGAAUUGAUUUUGAAUUGUUGUACUGAAUUUAUUCAUUUGAUUAGCUCCGAAGCAAAUGAAGUAUGUAAUUUACGAAAUAAGAAAACGAUCAAUGCAGAGCACGUUCUUGAAGCGCUCGAUCGUUUAGGUUUUAAAGAUUAUAAACAAGAUGCUGAAGCUGUACUCAUGGAUUGCAAAGCGGUGGCCGCAAAACGGCGUCGACAGUCGACGCGCUUGGAAAAUUUAGGUAUACCAGAAGAAGAAUUAUUGCGUCAACAACAGGAACUAUUUGCCAAAGCCAGACAGGAACAACAAGCCGUGGAUCAAGCACAAUGGCUCAGUUUCUCAGCGGCCAUACAACAAAAUAAUACACAAAACUCAUUAAAUACAUCGCAAAAUAGCUAAAACAAAACGGAUAUUGAUGAUUACACAAUGACGCUGAAUAAAAUCAAUAAACAUUUCAAAACAAAUGGAAUAUGGACACAAAACACACAACAUAUUAGUACCAUCACACACAUACACACAAAUUAACUACUGCUACACAAGUGACAUCUUAUUCAGCUAGUUACCAAAUGAUAAAUGAACUAUAAUGUCAAUUCAACAAAAAGGAAAUUUAAAAUUAAAAAGGGCGCGAAGAGAAUAGAAAGAUGAACGAAAACGAAUUUCAAUAAUAUAAUAUUCGAUAAUGUCAACAAAACGAAUUUCAUUUGCAGCAACUUAACAGAAACGGGAGAACGAAUGCUGCGACACCAUUUACGCAUUUAUAUUUCGUCUUCUCAUUUAUUGCAAAAAUUUAUACAAGUAAAGAUAUUGAAAUUAUUAUGGAAAACUAAAAUUAAUUGAGAGAAUUUGAAAAAAAAGUAAA
Contarinia nasturtii (swede midge) is the source of this 1328-nucleotide messenger RNA. It is a transcript of the gene NC2beta, whose product is annotated as protein Dr1. Gene Ontology annotation, cellular component: negative cofactor 2 complex. Gene Ontology annotation, biological process: chromatin remodeling; RNA polymerase II preinitiation complex assembly; positive regulation of transcription by RNA polymerase II. Bases 356 to 868 code for a protein of 170 amino acids. Lineage: Eukaryota; Metazoa; Arthropoda; Insecta; Diptera; Cecidomyiidae. Gene Ontology annotation, molecular function: general transcription initiation factor activity; protein heterodimerization activity; TBP-class protein binding. The record is from RefSeq and is a predicted model, not a curated record. The transcript has 2 exons.